This is a messenger RNA of Lactuca virosa, 700 nucleotides long. NCBI's taxonomy places the organism in Eukaryota, Viridiplantae, Streptophyta, Magnoliopsida, Asterales, Asteraceae. The record is from the annotation of a GenBank genome assembly.
AUGGCUGGCCUAGAGAUGAACGACUGGAAAAAAAUUGGACUGGGAUUAACUGGAUUUGGUGUUUUCUUCUCAUUUCUGGGGAUCAUUUUCUUCUUCGACAAGGGACUACUUGCCAUUGGAAAUAUCCUAUUCAUCUCAGGGGUGAUCAUUACCAUUGGAAUCAAGUCCUCCUUGCAGUUCUUCAUGAAGAGAAGCAACCUAAAGGGCACAAUCUCUUUUGGUGUGGGCUUCUUGUUUGUUAUCAUUGGGUGGCCUGUAAUAGGAAUGGCUUUAGAAACUUAUGGCUUCAUCAUACUCUUCAGUGGCUUCUGGCCCACACUAGCAGUUUUUGUGCAGAAAAUACCGGUUAUUGGUUGGGUGUUUCAGUAUCCGUCCAUUAGAUCGUUCUUGGACCGCUACCGUGGCAAAAGGGUGCCCGUAUAAACGAAGAAGGAUGACACUUGUAAGCCUUGUUCAUAAAUUGAAGAGGGGUUUCUUUCUAGGCUCUAGGCUCACGUUACGUUUACUUCUUGUUAACUUCCUCAUGCAAAUAGAAACUUAAUAUCUCGUUUCAUCUCAAUAUUUGGCUGUGUAUAACAUCUCACCAUCUUCAGCUCAUUGUUAGAUUAGAUAUGUGUCCUUUCUAUACUGUGUAAGUGUGUGUGUGUAAUCUAGGGGUGAAUUCCGUUUUUGCUUUUCUGAAUUUUUUAGUAAUAAAAAU